Molecule: messenger RNA, 2034 nt
Organism: Juglans microcarpa x Juglans regia
Lineage: Eukaryota; Viridiplantae; Streptophyta; Magnoliopsida; Fagales; Juglandaceae
Product: F-box protein At1g10780-like
Molecular function (GO): protein binding
Source: RefSeq, a predicted model, not a curated record
UUCUGGGUUCUCAGAUUGGUUUGAUCUGCCUUUAAAAAAAAAAAAGAUUGGUUUGAUUUGCGUUUUUGUCAGUUCUAGAUCUGAUUUACCUUUUUUUAAAAAAAAUUUUAUUCUCAAUAGAUAUCUAGCAUUCGAUUGUAAUCCUUGUAGUCUCACUGCACUUACAUUUGAUCCGUUUGGUUGCCAAGAAUAUGGAAGAAGUGGAAAGAAGUGAAAAUGUGAUUUAGAGCCUUACUUAUUUUUAUAAAUUUGGCUUUGACAGGAUUAAGUUGCCACUAUAACUAGUGCAGAUAGUGGUACGAGGCUCAGUUAAGUGAAGCUUUAGCUCUGUUGAGUUCCCAACAUCGACAAGUCUGAAGUUAAUUUUUUUUUUCGUUUCAUAUUAUCUCGGUAUUCUUAGAACGAAUAGCAUAAUAAAAAACUACCCUCAAAUCCAACUUAAGAUGCUUCUACGACAGAUAGAGCUUACGUCUUUUUAAUUUAUAUAAUCUUGAUCAAUGUUGUUGCGUUUUGAAACUUUAAAAACGAUUCUACAAUCUUCAUAUUUGUGGCCUUGUCUGCACUGGUUUGUUAUCUUAAACAAUUUUGGAAAUCAACAUUUUGCCUGUUUGAUUUCUGUUCUCAGAGAAUGGACUCUAUCCCUGAUGCCAUUCUUCAGCAUAUAUUGUCGCACAUCAACAAUGCUAGGGAUGUGGUAGCCUGCAACUCUGUUUCUAAGAGGUGGAAAGACUCGAUGCCUUAUAUUCAUAGCCUUUACUUCCCGCGAAACUCUUUUGACAAUCAUACUGGUUCAGGAAAUCCUGACAUCAUUGUGUGGAAGAUGCUAUCAUCAAUUGUUCAACUAGAGGAGCUUGUCGUGUAUAGCCCAUUUUCUGGAGCAGGCCUUUCUUCGUGGCUUUCACUGAUAGGUCCAUCCCUCCAGCGUCUUGAGCUCCGAAUGGAUAACCUUGCCGAACUUCAGACCUUUAAUGAGAACCCCUCAAAACUGAGUUGCAUCAGUGUUGCCAUGAAUUUGGAAUCGCUAAAACUUUGGGGUGUGUUAAUGACCCUCCCCAAGUGGAAUGUCUUCCAAAACCUAUGGAACCUUGAAAUUGUUGGGGCGAGAAUGGAAGAUUCUGCAUUAUCGGCUGCACUUGAUGCUUGUCCUAAUCUGACCAACUUGUUGCUGCUUGGUUGUGAAGGGGUUAGAUCGGUUUUAAUUGACUUGCCUCAUUUGCAGCAGUGCAAGCUGGAUUUUUAUGGCUUGGGUAACUGCUCUCUUUCUCUCACAUCCCCCAAAAUCGAAUUCCUUGAAGUUCAAGGUUGUAGUUGGAUUAGGGUUCAUGAGACAAACUACUUGAAGAAUCUUUCAAUUGCAAAUAAUGCAGGGAGAGUCUACUUGGUGGACUUUGGGAAACUUGAGGCUCUAGAGUUCUUGUCCAUCAGGGGAGUCCAGUGGUGUUGGGAUGCAGUAUGUAAUAUGCUAAAAUGGGCAAGCGAAGUGAAGCAUCUCUACAUGAAGGUCGAGUUCACUGGGGAUUUUGAGGCCCUUCAACCCUUUCCGGAGAUUGACUUGGUUGAGUUUUUUAAUAGUCACCCAAAAUUACAAAAGUUCGAUGCCCAUGGUGCCAUGUUUGCUGCUCUCUGCCAGAAGAACAGCCUAAAACACGUGGACUCGGGAUUUGUAAUUCCAUGUCUGGAAGAGGUGGUGAUCACAGUGCGAUCGCCACUAAAUGCUGAACAGAAAAUGAGCACUCUUGAGUCCUUGUUGAAGUAUGGGAAGAAUUUGAAGGCACUGGUAAUAAAGAUUUUGCAGAUGAAGAGCAGUCAUAGCAGCGCAGAUGAUUUCUUUGAUGAGAUUUGCAGGUUUAGAUACAUGAACCGCCAUAUAGUUCGAAUGGAAUGAAGUUAAUAGGGGGCCAAUUCGUCUCUAAUUCAUGCAUUUAGUUUGAGUGACUAUAGUCUUAUCCUCUGAUUACAGCUUGACUUCUGAUCUAAUUAUAACUGUGAUCAUUCUUUAAUGAUUAUAUUCACAACAUCCUCUGUUUUACCUCC